AUGAGCGGGAAAGACGGCUGUGGCCAUCACCAAGCAGAUGAACGCCGGAAACACUACCGCCAAUUAAUUGGAACCCUUAUCUCAGUCAUUUUCGUAAUUCUCUUCGUAAUCCUCCUCAUAUACCUCAUCCUCCGUCCCACAAAACCUCACUUCACCCUCCAAGACCUCACCCUCUACGCCUUCAACAUCUCCGCCGCCACCACCACCCUCACCUCCAACCUCCAAAUCACGGUCUCCUCCCGUAACCCAAACGCUCGCAUCGGAAUCUACUAUGACAAGAUUGACAUGUACGCCACCUACCGGAGCCAACAGAUCACACUAGCAACACUAAUCCCGCCGUCGUACCAAGGCCACAAGGACAUCACUGUUUGGUCGCCGUACCUCUAUGGAACGGAUGUUCCGGUGGCGCCAUACCUCGCCAUGUCUUUGGCUCAAGAUGAGUCCGCCGGAACUGUGUUGGUUAACGUUAAAGCUACCGGAAGAGUGAGGUGGAAAGUCGGAACUUUUGUUUCCGGUGGGUACCGGUUGAAUGUGAAUUGUCCAGCGUAUAUAACGUUUGGGAACAGCAACGGUGGUUAUGCCGUUGGUCCUGCCGUUAAAUUAUGGGUCCACGUAGCUACCAAAUCACUUGAAAUCUACACCACCAAUAGAAACUUGCACAACUACCAUCGGAAAUCUACCAACACCUUGUACCACCCAACUCCCCGGUUCAAAGCUCAAGACCACCACCCUGCUUCCAUCAAGCCACCUUUCACCUCCUCCUUAUACCACCUGUUCAAAGCUAAAGACCACCACCGCCACCCUCCUGUACAAACACCAACAAACCAAAAAAAAACCCAUUCGAACACCAUCUGUCACCGCUCCAUCAUCACUACUGGAAAAAUCCACCUCCACCCUCAAACACCACAUCUGCCACCUCCAUUGCUAUCAACUACCACCAACAAACAAAAUUAA
Molecule: messenger RNA, 954 nt
Organism: Lactuca virosa
Lineage: Eukaryota; Viridiplantae; Streptophyta; Magnoliopsida; Asterales; Asteraceae
Source: the annotation of a GenBank genome assembly